This is a messenger RNA of Danaus chrysippus (African queen), 7119 nucleotides long. The record is from the annotation of a GenBank genome assembly. NCBI's taxonomy places the organism in Eukaryota, Metazoa, Arthropoda, Insecta, Lepidoptera, Nymphalidae.
AUGGACAAUAUGGCGUCCAAUGUGUCGUUACGAAGCAACAAACAAAGGAAAGACAAUCUUAUUACUCGGAAACAGGACAAGAGCCCGGAGAAGACAAUAAGAGGAACAAGAGGUGCUUAUAGAGGGAUACCAUCAACAUCCAAACGAGAUGAGGAAACCGAUACCGGUUCGACUGAUCGUCUCGAUAGACCCAAGAAGUUUAUGUCGCAGAAUAAGAGCAAUUAUGGCCUCGGAAAGAGACCGGACUUCUCGUUGAAGAACAGAAAUGUACAUUUGGCAUCCUCGAGAUAUGGACAGAUGACAUCCGGCCUCCACGGCCACGGCCACCAGAUUUCGCAGCCAGCACAUCACCUGGAAUCGACUGUGUUACCAGCUAAAGAAAAGACCGUGCAUGGAAAGGAAAAGACCUUCAAGGUGGUAGUUGGCGGUGAGGUGGGUGUUAUGAAGACACCCGUCCUAGGUCCACGGCCUUAUAAUGCACUCGCCAUCAUUCACACACAGCAGAGCAACACGUUUGAUAUGCUCAACUCUCUCACUACUAGUGUUGCAAGUCAACCAGUAGUGGGUGUUGGUGGGUUCCGUCGCCGUAGCUCAGGUCAGGGUCUGUGUGAUCCCGAGCUGGAUGAUAGCGGGAACAAGCUGGUGGCCAGGCUGGAAGACGACGCCUUCAUCUCGGAACAGGAUCUGGAAGAAAAUAUAGAAAUUGCUACCGCCACUGAAAAGACAGGUUUUCCUCACACGGCCAGCGACGCGACCGGCGAAGAACCGCCUCAGGAACAACAGAAUGGUUUAGUGUUUGGUCCUAUAUACGAGUUGGACAAACUGGAGGAUAAAGAUAAGGAAAAGGUGGACAAGGAAGACGAGGAGGAGCCGAUAGGAGUGUCACCAUGUGGCAGAUUCUUCAAAUACGACAAGGAGGUCGGUCGAGGUUCCUUCAAGACGGUGUACCAUGGGCUAGACACGCAGACAGGGGUUGCAGUAGCUUGGUGCGAGCUGCUGGAGAAAAAGCUGAAUAAGACUGAACGUCUCCGGUUCCGUGAGGAGGCUGAUAUGUUGAAGAAGUUACAGCAUCCGAACAUCGUGCGGUUCUAUAACUACUGGGAGGGAACCGUCGCUAAGAAGAAGAACAUCGUGCUCAUUACGGAGCUCAUGGUCUCCGGGACGCUCAAGACCUAUCUGAGAAGGUUCAAGCGUAUCAAUCCCAAAGUGUUGAAGUCCUGGUGUCGCCAAAUACUCAAGGGGUUGAAUUUUCUUCACUCCCGUACACCGCCUAUUAUUCACAGAGAUCUGAAGUGCGACAACAUCUUCAUCACGGGCACUACGGGCAGCGUCAAGAUAGGAGACCUCGGGCUGGCCACGCUCAAGAAUAGGAGCUUCGCUAAAUCUGUUAUAGGCACGCCAGAGUUCAUGGCUCCGGAAAUGUACGAAGAACAUUACGACGAGUCCGUGGACGUGUACGCGUUCGGUAUGUGUAUGUUGGAGAUGGCGACCGGCGAGUACCCGUACAGCGAGUGUAGCGGACCCGCGCAGAUAUACAAGAAGGUGGUGUCGGGUGUGAAGCCGCAGAGUUUAGAAAAAGUGACCAUUCCAGAAGUAAGGGACAUCAUAGAGUCAUGCAUACGACCGGAUAAAGGGGACAGGCCGAAAGUCAAAGAUCUGUUGAACCACGAGUUCUUCGGCGAGGACAUCGGUCUGCGGCUGGAGAUCGUCGACCGCGACCUUGUGACUACAUCCGACAUGCCCAAAAUACAGUUCAGACUAAAGAUCAUUGACCCCAAGAAACGUUCGUACACUCACAAGGAGAACGAGGCCAUACAAUUCGAGUUCGACAUGAUCCGUGAUGACUGUGAGGAAGUAGCCAAGGAGAUGGCCAAGGCCGGCCUCAUCAUGGAGGAAGACGCCAGGAUAGUGUUCAAGCUGCUCAAGAGCCAGCUUAUAUCGCUUAACCGUGAGAGGAGUGAAAAGAAAUCGCAAAUGCUGUUCAACCAGGAGCUGAUCAACGAGCAGAACAGACAGCAGCAGUUGCUGUUGGAGCAGCAGCUGAGACAGGUAAAAAUGAUCCAGAACCAACAGCAGGCGGGCCCAGUGGAUCAAGUGAAAGCGGGUCUGUUGAAUGGAGUAGCAUCACAACCAACACUCGCCGCCGUGCAGCUCGAUCAACAAUCUCAAUUGUUGCAAGCGCAACAGCAGAUACUGCAGCACCAAUUCCAACAGCACCUCACUAACGAAGAAAAGAUGAUGGUUUUACAGCACAAUCUAAUGCAGGCUCGUAUCUCCCCAUCUCUCACCGCUGACCAACAGCUCUUGCAACAGAAACAGUUCCUAGAACAAAACCUCAAACAACAGGUGAUGAUUGAACAGAAUCUUCUUCAACAAUCACUCGCUAAACAACAGAUGCUCGAACAGACGGUGUCCAAUCAGGCGUUGAUAGACCAACAGACACACCAAGGUCUACUCGAACCACAACAGACGCAAUUACAGAACUCCCUUUUAACACCUCAGUUAGUAGCUAAUGAGAUAACCAAUCAAAGUCAGGUAUUGCAGCAAAAAAUAAUUCAGCAACAACAGAAUAUAAUCGCACAUCAAGCAGCAGCGAUCCAGCAGAAACAGCUCGAGGAGCAGUUGACCAGUCAGGAGAGUAUUAAUACGGGUCCGCAACAGAAUCUCGUCACGGGUCAGAUGUUAGAUCCUUCUUUGCAAAAUUUGCAGAACAUAUUGGCUCAAAUUAUUCACCGUCCAGAAUCAUUACAACCCAGAAAAGAUUCGGAAUCUGAACAAAUUCAACAACAUCAUCAUCAGCAACCGCAGCAAUUACAACAACAGGUUGUAGGACAACAGACGGAGAAUGUUGACGUGCAGCAACAACAUCAAAUGGAACAAGAAGCUGUACAGCAACAGAACCUGUUGAAAGCUCAAAUGCAACAACAAACUAGUCAAAAUGUUAAUUUUCAACAAAAUCAGCAAUUCAUACCGACUAAUCUAUUAACUGCAGCCGUUGAUCCCGCUAUAUUGGCGCAACAGCAACAAGUCGCUCAAGCGCAACACCAAAUGGCACAAGCACAACAGCAGCUUAACGUCCAGAGGCAGAUGCUGACUCAGCAACAACUCGUGCUGCAGCAACAGCUCAUUACUCAGCAGCAGCUGCAGAUGCCCGGACAGACGUUGUCUCCACAGCACAUAAGAAAUAUGCAGCAGCAACAGUUUCUAGCGCAGCAAGAGUUACAACUUCAAACACAGCAGAAUUUCAUAGAUCAGCAGAAUCUCGCGUUGCUGGCACAGAAGCAGCAGUUGAUGGGCCAGCAACAGCAAAAAGUCGAAGAGAUGCUUCGAGCUCAGCGACCUAUAUACACGCGGCAAGGGUCCGAACAGAGCCAGCUCAGCAGUACGGAUCUACACGAGCCGCCGACGCUGCCUGAACAGUUUCAACAAAAGCCCGCCUUACAUCCGCAAAUGUCGGUUGACCACAUGCAGUAUCAGAAUCAAAUCCAAAGCGGUCAAGUCCAGAAGCAGCCCUCGGAAGAUCAGUACCAUCACGUGCCCAUGCAGGGACAGUCGCUUCCUCACAACAUGCUCAACCAAUUCAACGUGGUGCAACAGAACGAGAGGCAGAUAUCUAGUCACGAAGGCACCCCGGUGCAGAAUUACGCUGCUAAUCCUCUGCAAAUGUACCAACAGAGCUAUCAAAGUCAUCCAGCGCAAAUACAGACCGUGUAUAACCAGGUCGAUACUAUAGCUUCAACUACGGUCCCAGCUUCGAUUCCCGCGUCCAUCCCUACUUCAGUUCCCGUCCAACCACCUGUUUCAACGGUCGCUCAGAUGCCUCCCGUGACCUAUCAACAAACAGAAUUACCGCCAGUCAUACCUACAUCUGUGCCUACACAAGUUUCCCAAGAGAUGAGUCAGAACACGCAGCCACCAGAAGUAGUUCCACAGAAGCUUAACAUCCAACCCGAGGAAACUCUUACUAACGGACAGAAAGAACAAUUCCAUACACCGCUAACAGAAUUUCCUACCACUCAUCCUGAAGCGAUACGACAGCCCGAACUCAGCUCCGUAGAAGAAAAACAAGCGGAGACACAGCCGCAAGAAGGUACAGCGGUGCCUUCACCAAUAACGAGCGAUAAGAAGUCCAGGGGUUCCAAGAAGCGUUCAAGAGAGAAGGAGAAGUUUCCGCGAUUGACGGUGUUGACGGUCAGCGAGGGCGGUACUGUGGUAGAGUGUCAGUUGGAAUCCAAGGCCAAGACCGUCACCUUCAAGUUCCAUGUACCGGACGUCAACCCUGAGGAACUCGCCAAUAACUUUGUUGCCAACAACCUGUUGCCCGAAUGGCAGAGCACAGCAUUCACAGAGAUGAUCGGCGACAUCGUGAAACAACUGAGAGAUGCGCCUCAAAAACCGCCCGCGCCGCCCGACAGACUGAAACUACAAAUAGACAAGACGGACUACGACUCUGAAACGACAGAGAGAGACGACAACCUGACGGACUCCAACCAGGACAACUCAGAGUGCACCACGCCCACCGCCUCGCAGGACAGCAUCGCGUUAGGGGAACUGGAGGAGCCCGAGCCGGAACCGGAACCCGAGCAGGAACCGGUCGACAAGCGGGCGGAACUACUGGCCAGGAAGAUAAGCACCGCCUCUAGUAUAGGAUCCAAUCAGUCGGACACUGGGUCCGCCGCCGACCGGUCGGGCAGCACCGAGUCUAACGGCGACAAGAAGUCCACGAAACCAACUCGAAAGAUAUCGAGAUUUCUAGUCAGUCCUGUAGUGGACCGAGGAGAAGACGUGCCUGAGGAGAAGAUGGAGACCAAACAAGAACCGAGCGACAAACAAGUAGAGGCUAAGACCGAGCGACACAAGGAACCGAUCAAGGAGGUACAGGUCAACGGCUUCCCGGAACCGGAACCAGUUCCCCAGCCGGCUGUGGCAGCGACACACGCUGACACUACCACCACCACCGAGGCCACGCCACCAACUAAACCUCUACCACAAAGCGUGCCACAAGAAAAGCUCGUCCCCACACACCAGUACUCGCUGCCAACACAGCUGACACACACGCCACACACGAUGAUCGACCACCGACCGGCCGACAUGCAGCAGAAACCCGCGGAGCAGAUACAACCUGCCGUCACCUGCCUCGGGAACAUACCGACCAAUAUGACGCAGAUACCCUACCAGGCGGCCGGGAACACGUUACUCAAUGGUACAUUACAACACAACCUCACGACGCCGCUACAGAUCGCGACGGAUACUCCCUUACUGGGGCUGAGUCAGGUAGGCACGCCCAUGGGGGUUGGCGCGGACCUGGGCCUGAAUAUAGCGCUGGGGGCUGUGGGAACGGGGUUCGCUGACCCCAUGGGCCUCGGCCGGCUGACACUGGCGCAACCCAUGCUGACCCCCACUUCAGGGGUCACAGACAGCCUGGGGAACGCUGAGAAUAUACAGAGAAUGUUGCUGAAACAAAACAUCAUAAAUCAGCAGCAGAGCCUGUCGGGUCCCAACCUGCUAGGCCUCCUCAACGCGCCCGCCUACCCUCAGCCGGAGCCGCUCCUCUCCCUGCCGCCUGGCGCGCGGGCCGCCUACCCCCCGCCGUGCUACUACACGCCCAUGCUCGCCACCGCUAACGACUUCAUAGCCCAGCAACAGGUGUUGCAGUCGGUGAAUCAACUCAACCCCAUGGGCCAGGCGGUCCCGGGCUUCGGUCUUGGGUUAGGCUUGACGCCGCUACAACCCGCCCUGCAUCAGAACAUACCUCUCAACCAAAACCUAAUGGGCCAAAAUCUAGGACAGAACUUAGGUUUAGCGAGUCAGAAUUUAGGCUUGGCUAGUCAGAACUUGAUGAGCGGGCAGGGGAUGAUGGCGCAGAACAUGGGGCUGAUGGGACAGAACCUGGGACAGCUGGUGGCGCAGAGGGCCGUGCAUCACGCGCUGGCGAGGAGGGCCGUCGACAUGGAAGUCGGUAUGACGAACGUGAACUCGACCGGCUCCACUCAGCCGAGCACGCCCAACAAGAGUCAGUCCUACACUGAUUAUAUGAUGACGUUUCAGAACAAACUAGCCUCUAUAUCUAACAGCGGUCCCGUGUCUCCGCAGUCUCCGUUGGAAUACAGUCCCGCGCUGUCUCCUACACAACGAAGACUCGCCGGGCUUAAGCAGGAGGUUGUAGACUGUACCGUAGGCGCCGAGGGGCCCGCGGCGGGGGUCGCGGGCGCCCCCGGGGGCUCCGUGGACACAGACGGGGCCUCACACGCAGACCGACUGGCGCACCUCGACCAUGAGCUCAGCAAGAUAAGCUUACACUACAAGCACUCGGCCCCCAAGGAUGCGUUCAGCGACCAAGGAACGGAUGAGAUGUUGGCGGCGGAGAUUACCGAGCAGGGGGCGACUUAUGAUGACAAGCGCGGCGCCCGGUUCCACGUGUCUCGUGCGGCCCCGCUCAGGAAUUACGCUCUGUGUCGUCUACUACCGGACAACGGUAAGGAUAAGCUCGAUCUAUCGCAAGGCCAGUUCUCGAGUGACAACGCACUGGACGAGCUGUCGUGUGAUAACACCUCCCUGUGCGAGGAGACCGCGGACGGAAUAGACGGAGGAGCGGGGAGGGAGGGGGAGGGAGAGGGAGACGAGCUGGGCGGGGACUGUGACACGUACGUGCUGACGGACAGGGCGCGCGCGAGGUGCUACAUACUGGAGGACGCGCUGGCGGACAGGAGACACGUCAUACUGGACCCCGCGCCCCGGAGCGAGGUGCUGAGUCCCGGCGAGACGUGCGAGGAGCGCGACCGGAGCUACUUGAUAGUGGACCCGGCCAGGGACGUGACCUGCACCGUGCUGGCCACGACCCUGAGGCUGGACGGAGACCCCGCCUUCACCAGCUUCAGGGAGGAGAGGCACCGCCCGCCCACAGGCACCAGCGGCGCGCCCGUCAGCGAGGAGCUGGCCGGCUGGAGGGCGGCGGCCGAGGACGCGCUGGCCCCGCCCACCGCCCCUCCCACACAACCGACACGCCUCACCGCACGGGCCAACGACCUCACGGCUGACUUGUGGGUCGAGGAGACGCUCACAGACAAAGCGUCCUGGCGUCAAGUGGUGGUGGUGUCUCUGUCCCCGGCGGGGUCGUGA